Messenger RNA from Carica papaya (papaya), 1587 nucleotides. RefSeq names its product annexin D5-like. Gene Ontology annotation, cellular component: cytoplasm; plasma membrane. Lineage: Eukaryota; Viridiplantae; Streptophyta; Magnoliopsida; Brassicales; Caricaceae. Gene Ontology annotation, biological process: response to salt stress; response to heat; response to water deprivation. The record is from RefSeq and is a predicted model, not a curated record. Gene Ontology annotation, molecular function: calcium-dependent phospholipid binding; calcium ion binding; phosphatidylserine binding.
UUGAUAAUUGAUGCUCCGACCGAUUCGCAUCUAGUCCUGAAUCUUGUUUACUUGUACUGAGAGAAGAAGAAGAAGAAGAAGCAAAGAAAUGUCUUCGUUAAGCGUUCCUCCAUUUCCUACGAAUCCAAAAGACGAUGCAAUCCAACUCUACCGAGCCUUUAAAGGAUUGGGAUGUGAUACUCCCGUUGUUAUCAAUAUCCUUGCUCAUCGAGAUGCGACACAACGUGCUCUCAUCCAACAAGAGUACAGGCUAAUGUAUUCUGAAGAUCUUCUUAAACGAUUGGCUUCAGAGCUUCAUGGCAAGUUAGAGAGGGCUGUAUUGCUUUGGAUACUUGAUCCAGCAGCACGCGAUGCAACAGCUAUCAGGCAGGCCUAUGUUGCAGCUGAUCUCCGAGCUUUAACUGAAAUAAUAUGUUCUCGCACCCCGUCCCAGAUUCAGUUAAUUAAGCAACAUUAUCAUUCGCAAGUUGGGAUUCACCUCGAGGAGGAGAUUCAACAACAGACCCCUGAUGAUCAUCAAAAGCUCUUGCUUACUUAUGUAAGCACAGCACGAUAUGAAGGUCCAGAAGUUGGCAGAGAGGAGGCAGUAAAAGAUGCCAAGGCUCUCUUCAAGGCUGGGGAGAAGAAAUGGGGUACUGAUGAGAAGACCUUUAUACGUAUAUUUAGUGAACGAAGCAGGGCACAUAUGGUUGCAGUUGAUGCUGCUUAUCAUGAAAUGUAUGGAAACUCACUGAAAAAGGCCGUGAAGAAAGAGACGUCAGGAAUGUUUGAGUUUGGUCUGUUGACAAUCUUACAGUGUGCACAUAAUCCUGCCAAGUUCUUUGCCAAGGAACUUUACAAGGCGAUGAAAGGUCUAGGGACGAAUGAUACCACACUGAUAAGGAUAAUCGUUACAAGAACUGAGAUUGAUAUGCAGUAUAUUGCAGCUGAAUACUUUAAGAAAUACAAGGAGACACUCAAUGAGGCCGUUCAUUCAGAAACCUCAGGCCACUACAGGACUUUCCUUCUCUACCUUCUGGGCGAGAACCAUUAAUUAUUAGUUAUAGCCUGAGAGAUAAUAGGCCUGCCUUAACCUUAAUUAGAUAAUCUACCGCAUUUGAUUUUGUUCUUAUUUAGUUUCUACCUUAUUCUUUCGCUUAGUAUGUUGAUGGGUAAAAUUUACAUUAUAAUUUUAACGUAUGAACCGCUUUCAUUCUUCUAUCAAAUUCUUUGAGGUGGAUUUCGAAUUCUCAUUUUGUCCCAGUGAGAAAUGGAAAUUAACCCCAGAAAAUUCAAGGUGAGAAGAGGAGUUGUUCAAACAUUAAAACUACAAUGCAGUUUUACCCAUCAACCCAAGAAUAAGGUAGGAAUUGAAUGAAAAUUAAAACAAGUAGGGGGGGAAGUGUUGAGAGUCAUAUAAGUCUGAAAUAAAAUGGCAUUAGCAUUUAAGUAUUAAGUUUCUUUAUGCACUUUUUUUUUUUUCAAAUGUAUGGCCUCGAGUUGUUUCCCUUUGACUCUUUAAAUUCAGUCGGUGAUGUAUUGUGUGUGAUGAAUUGAAAAUUUUAUGUAUAUAUAUAUAUAUAGCCCCGAGUUUGUUCUUGCUUGUUC